Messenger RNA from Acanthaster planci (crown-of-thorns starfish), 1407 nucleotides. Its product is annotated as 2-Hydroxyacid oxidase 1-like. NCBI's taxonomy places the organism in Eukaryota, Metazoa, Echinodermata, Asteroidea, Valvatida, Acanthasteridae. Gene Ontology annotation, molecular function: oxidoreductase activity; FMN binding. The record is from RefSeq and is a predicted model, not a curated record.
CCGACCAGUUUGGUUCCGAAGUUCGAGUUGGGGCUCAGUGAAAUACAGCUCCGGCGGUACCCAGACCGUGUCCAUCCACAGGGUGAUACAUGUACAUGUAUUUCACUAUUUUGGCAGUCAUAAAACGACCGUCAACGACAAGUGUACAUGUUUAACCAUGGAGGAAUAAAAACACAUUUCUCCAUAGUAUAACACAGACCAUUCCACAUGACCUCACGGCGAUUAUUUCCAGUGACGCUCGAUCACCGACAACUUCCAGUUUGUUUCGCUGCAACAGUACUGAUCUAGGCCUACAAUUGGAUCCAAAUAGACCGUAGGACGAUCGAAGUGUACUCUGGGCUUUGAGCUCGUUUUGACACGUCAUCAUGACAUCAAAACCGCUCAUUCUGCAGGACUUUGAGCCGUAUCUGAAGAAAAAAGUCCCUGGGACGUGGUGGGAGUACUUCCAACGGGGAGCAGACGCCCAACAGACUUUGGCUGACAACCUACUAGCUUUUCAAAAGUAUCGACUAAGGCCUCGCUGUUUGCGGGAUGUAUCUCAGCGGGACCUCAGUACCACUAUAUUGGGCCAUCGUCUAGACUUUCCGAUCGGUGUCUCUCCGACAGCCUAUCAGGGCAUGGUGCAUCCCGAGGGAGAAAUUGCUAUGGCUAAAGGCGUGGCUAGUGUUGGGUCAGCAAUGGCUCUGAGCAUAUUUUCAAGCAGAGACUUGGAAGACGUAGCCGCCCCCCUUUCGUCCGAAACACCGCUAUUCCAACAACUGAACGUAUUUUGCGACCAUCAAACCUUGGAGCGAACAGUCGAGUACACCGAGCACAUAAUAAAACGAGCCGAGAAGGCAGGCUUGAAGGGCAUUGUGCUGACGGUCGAUCAGCCAGUUAGGGGCAGGCGGCUAGCUGAACCAGCUGUCGCACCCCCUUCUUUAAAAUUCGCGCUUGUCUCUCUUCCCAAUGAUCCUCAUUUUAGUCGUGCAAAAGUGACCUUUGACCCUUCAAUGACCUGGGAUGACAUUGAAUGGCUACGGAGUAUGACCUCUCUACCAAUCAUUCUUAAAGGCAUUCUAACGGCUGAAGACGCGAAGGAAGCAGUCAGGCGUGGUGCGUCCGCUAUCUGGGUUUCGAAUCACGGUGGCCGACUACUGGACGGUGUGUCAGCUUCGAUAGACGCACUGCCCGAGGUGGUCGACGCCGUGCGUGGCUCUGAUAUCGAGGUGUAUCUCGACGGAGGAAUACGUCAGGGCACCGAUGUCCUCAAGGCUCUUGCUCUCGGCGCACGGGCCGUGUUCAUCGGCCGACCGGCACUCUGGGGCCUUGCAUACGAUGUAAGUUUGGUCAGUCUUUCUCUCUGCUCAAAUGAUGAAGAACAAGCAAGCAAAGUACAGUGAAAGUGUUGCUUUUUCAGAUUUCCGC